Messenger RNA from Aureococcus anophagefferens, 549 nucleotides. RefSeq lists its product as hypothetical. Gene Ontology annotation, molecular function: peptidyl-prolyl cis-trans isomerase activity. Bases 1 to 549 code for a protein of 182 amino acids. Gene Ontology annotation, biological process: protein peptidyl-prolyl isomerization. Lineage: Eukaryota; Pelagophyceae; Pelagomonadales; Pelagomonadaceae. The record is from RefSeq and is a predicted model, not a curated record. The transcript has a single exon.
AUGUUCGGCACGACCGGCGAGGUGAAGCAGAACAACCUGCCCGUGGUCUUCUUCGACGUCGCCGCGUCGACCCUGCCCCUGGGGCGCAUCGUCGUCGAGCUGCGGGCCGACGUCUGCCCGUUGACCUGCGAGAACUUCCGCGCGCUCUGCACGGGCGAGAAGGGCACGGGCCGCAACCGCAAGGCGCUGCACUACAAGGGCAGCCGCAUCCACCGCGUCGUGCCCAACUUCAUGGUCCAGGGCGGCGACUUCACGCGGAACAACGGCACGGGCGGCGAGUCCAUCUUCGGCAUGAAGUUCGCCGACGAGAACUUCCACCUCAAGCACGGCGGCGCGGGCGUGCUGUCCAUGGCGAACGCGGGCCCGAACACGAACGGCUCGCAGUUCUUCCUCUGCACGGCCGCCGCGCCCUGGCUCGACGGCAAGCACGUCGUCUUCGGCCAGGUCGUCCGGGGCAUGGACGUCCUCAAGCAGGUCGAGAUGCUCGGCAACCCCGACGGCACGCCCAGCGAGCCCAUCACCAUCAUCGAGUGCGGCCAGCUCGCGUGA